AUGCCCAUUUUUCAAGAUGACCUCGGCGACGGCCGAGAGAUUUUACCCAUUCCAAAAUCCAAAAUGUCACCUCCCUCUAUGACGCCACCGUGGAGAAGAACGAUUGUGAGGAAAGAUAGUGAGGAAAGCAUUAGGACGGAUUUAUGUGAAGGCCCUGUGCCAGACACUCCAGAGGAAUCAAAACAUCUACCGACUUUGGGGUUGGAUCCAAGCUUCAAUUUAUGCAAUGGCACAUCGGAUAGAGGAGAGUUUAUGGAGAGGUUGAAAAGGGGCGAAAUUCCAAGUUGGUUACCGAAUUACAAUGUAUGUGAAUCAUCAAACGCUGGUUCUUGCCAUGUUGUAUUGACGGUGAAUACAGUUUGA
This is a messenger RNA of Sclerotinia sclerotiorum 1980 UF-70, 363 nucleotides long. RefSeq lists its product as hypothetical. The transcript has a single exon. Lineage: Eukaryota; Fungi; Ascomycota; Leotiomycetes; Helotiales; Sclerotiniaceae. Bases 1 to 363 code for a protein of 120 amino acids. The record is from RefSeq and is a predicted model, not a curated record.